Messenger RNA from Anopheles maculipalpis, 978 nucleotides. RefSeq names its product putative tRNA (cytidine(32)/guanosine(34)-2'-O)-methyltransferase 1 (gene Trm7-32). The record is from RefSeq and is a predicted model, not a curated record. Gene Ontology annotation, molecular function: tRNA methyltransferase activity. The coding region runs from base 53 to 976 and encodes 307 amino acids. The transcript is spliced from 3 exons. Gene Ontology annotation, cellular component: cytoplasm. Gene Ontology annotation, biological process: tRNA methylation; cytoplasmic translation. NCBI's taxonomy places the organism in Eukaryota, Metazoa, Arthropoda, Insecta, Diptera, Culicidae.
UCCUCAGCGUUGUUUUCCAUUCGUGCGUUUUCUGCUGAAAACAUCCUACAAAAUGGGUAAAACUAGCAAGGAUAAGCGAGAUAUUUACUACCGUCUUGCCAAGGAGGAAGGAUGGCGUGCCCGUAGCGCCUUUAAGCUGAUUCACAUCGAUGAGGUUUUCCACAUUUUCAAAGGUGUAACACGAGCCGUCGAUUUGUGUGCCGCUCCGGGCAGCUGGAGCCAGGUAUUGUCGAAGCGUCUGUACGAAAGCCGCGACCCGAAGGACCGCGAUGAGGUAAAAAUCAUCGCCGUAGAUUUACAGUCGAUGGGACCAUUGCCAGGCAUCAUACAGCUGCAGGGUGACAUUACGAUGCUCAGCACAGCGGAAGCGAUCAUCGAACACUUUGGCGAGCAGCAAAAGGCACAGCUGGUUAUCUGCGAUGGUGCGCCGGAUGUGACCGGGCUGCACGAUAUCGAUGAGUACAUUCAGUCGCAGCUGCUGCUGGCCGCACUCAACAUUACCACCCAUGUGCUGACAAAGGGUGGCACGUUUGUGGCGAAAAUCUUUCGCGGCAAUGACACGACGCUGUUGUACUCGCAGCUGAGAAUCUUUUUCGAGCGUGUUACGAUUGCCAAACCACCGAGCUCGAGAAACUCCAGCAUUGAGGCGUUCGUGGUUUGUCAGGAUUAUAGACCACCGGAAGGUUACAUUCCGCAGAUGAUGAAUCCCAUGCUGGACGAUGUGCGGCAGAUUGCUAUGCAGACGGAGUCGCCGGUCAAUCGAGCCAUUAUACCGUUUCUGGUAUGUGGCGAUCUGCGCGAGUUUGAUUCGGACAUGUCGUACAGCUUGAACAUUGACCCGGAAAAGGAUUACGAGUAUCGGGAUGUGGUUCAGAAACCACUAGCACCGGCCUAUAGCGAAGUACUGGAGCGGAUGAAGACAACUUCCCUUAAGCAUGGCAGCAUUAAGGUUGAGGCGGACAAAAAGAAGGAUUAAAU